AUGCCGGAGCCUUCGCGGUCGGCUCCGGCGCCCAAGAAGGGUUCCAAGAAAGCCAUUACAAAGGCACAAAAGAAGGACGGUAAGAAGCGCAAGCGCGGCCGCAAGGAGAGCUACUCCAUCUAUGUGUACAAGGUGCUGAAGCAGGUGCAUCCAGACACCGGUAUCUCCUCCAAGGCCAUGGGCAUCAUGAACUCCUUUGUCAACGACAUUUUCGAGCGUAUUGCUAGCGAGGCCUCUCGCCUGGCUCACUACAACAAGCGCUCGACCAUUACGUCCCGCGAGGUGCAGACGGCAGUGCGCUUGCUGCUUCCCGGGGAGUUGGCCAAGCACGCUGUGUCUGAAGGUACCAAGGCUGUCACCAAGUACACCAGCUCCAAGUGA
Molecule: messenger RNA, 381 nt
Organism: Otolemur garnettii (small-eared galago)
Lineage: Eukaryota; Metazoa; Chordata; Mammalia; Primates; Galagidae
Product: histone H2B type 3-A
Exons: 1
Coding region: 1-381 (126 amino acids)
Cellular component (GO): nucleosome
Molecular function (GO): structural constituent of chromatin; protein heterodimerization activity; DNA binding
Source: RefSeq, a predicted model, not a curated record